UUUUUUGGUACGGACCAGUCUUUCUUUCGACACCGCGUGCUGUUCUGCCACAUCCAAAAGGUGCGCGCUCGUGUCGGGUGCCGCUGGAAUAUUGAGCAAACUGAGCGCUGGAGCCAAUUCAGCGGUCACUUCGCGAUGUUCGAACUGGAAUCGGCUUCGGUGUUUGUUUCUGUGGUCGUCUUGAUCUGCUACGCCAUCGGGCGUUGGCUGAUCAGCGAGCGUAAAAAAUGUUUCAACGCCUUCGAAGGCACCGGCGUACCGACGCCUCCCCUUCGGAGUCUGAUCAACGGAAACACGGAUGAGUUCUUGAAACCGAGUCAGAUAGAAAGCCUUGGACGCUGGCUGAAGGAAUACGGUGAUGUUUUCGGUUUCUACUUGGGCGACGUCCCCUUCGUAGUCGUGAAGGACCCGGAGAUGAUAAGCGAAAUAUUCGCCAAAGAAUUCAACAACUUCAACAGCCGAGGGCACCUCUUGCGAAUCCAUGAGUUGGAACCGAUUCUGGAACGGAAUUUUGUGCUCACUGGGGGCCGCCAGUGGAAGACGACGAGAACCUGCAUGCAGCAGUUCUUCACGCCAGCGAAACUGAAAGUAGUGAUGCCCGCUCUGCUAGAUGCCCAGCGCGUGUUCUUAAGCAUUCUGGGAGAGGGUGCGGACAGCGGCGUCGAAAUGGACAUCGGGAGCCGCUGCGAGCGGCUCACCUUCGACGUCAUCAGCAAGAGCGGGUUCAAUCUGGACACCCAGGUUCAGCGCAGUCCGGAUAAUCCGCUCUUCCAGAAGGCGCUGCGGUGCUUCCCCGGUAUCAUGAGCGGCUUCAUGUAUAGCUUAGCCCUGUUUACCUUCACCACUUAG
Messenger RNA from Rhipicephalus sanguineus (brown dog tick), 849 nucleotides. RefSeq names its product thromboxane-A synthase-like. The coding region runs from base 136 to 849 and encodes 237 amino acids. NCBI's taxonomy places the organism in Eukaryota, Metazoa, Arthropoda, Arachnida, Ixodida, Ixodidae. The record is from RefSeq and is a predicted model, not a curated record. Gene Ontology annotation, molecular function: oxidoreductase activity, acting on paired donors, with incorporation or reduction of molecular oxygen; iron ion binding; heme binding. The transcript is spliced from 7 exons.